UAAAUAUUUAAAACUAUUAAUGAUUUCACCAGCUAAGAAUUUAUGGGACGAUGAACAAUGCAUCGUCUCUGAUGAAUACAAUGAGUCAAUCCACAAGAAUUGAGUUUACUGAUGGCAAAGCAAUAGCAAUGUCCUUGUGAACGAUAAGGGAAGUGCAAGACAGUUAGGAAAGCAUUCUCAAAGAAGCUGCUAUCAGCUAUUAAGAGAGGGCAUCAUUCAAGUGGAUAGCAAUUUAGAGUCAGAUCAAAGCAAACAAAAGUCUAUAUCUUCAUCUCUUGCGGUUCAUGCAAAAGAUUUGAAACAAGAAAAAUCUUACAAAGUUUUUAGUCAUUUGUAGGACUCUUCAUCAUCAGGUUUAUCAGGUAUUUUCAGCAAGAAAGCGUUAUCAUGGAAAGAGAAAUGUAAGAGAGGUCAGAUGAUGUCUUCACAUAGGAUUUUGAUAGAAAUGGGUGAAAAGCUUUAAAGCCUCACCAUAAAUUACUCGCACAGAGUUUUAAUAUUCUACUAUUACUAAUUUAUGCAUAAUAAUUCCUU
Molecule: messenger RNA, 534 nt
Organism: Moneuplotes crassus
Lineage: Eukaryota; Ciliophora; Spirotrichea; Euplotida; Euplotidae
Source: the annotation of a GenBank genome assembly